This is a messenger RNA of Nezara viridula (southern green stink bug), 4261 nucleotides long. Lineage: Eukaryota; Metazoa; Arthropoda; Insecta; Hemiptera; Pentatomidae. The record is from the annotation of a GenBank genome assembly.
GGCGAAAUAGUGUUGAAUGUAGGUUAAAGUUGUUUUAAUAUUUUAUAAUUUUGGAGAAAAACAUUACAUAUUUUUUAUGGAAUCGAUUUGAUCACUUGUUUCUAGUAUUAAUUCAAUCCAAUUCUAAUAACUGAUAUAUUUUGUCAAAAGUAAAAAUAUUCGUGAUGGCAUUAAGUGGUUCAUCGCUUGUCAUAUCUGAUUAGUAAAGUCUAGGUUUUUACAAUCAAAAUGAGACAGUAAUUUAUAUUUUUUUUUUAAUGAGUCACUAAAAGUAGAAAUGAUGUAACUAUUAAAAAUUAACGUGGUUAAAUGGAAACAAACUAUUUGGUAAAAAAAAAAAAAGUUAUCUUUGGACCGAAAGAUCAUACGUUCACGAAUAAAGUCAUGUGAGAGUUUCAAAUGCUCCAGUUAACCAUAGUGUCGUUAAGAGUAGACAUAUACGGGGAAUUUUGUGCGUUAGGUAUAACUGCAGUAGUGUCAGUGGUUCAUCUUAUCGAAUGGAAUCGCUCCUAGCCGAACUGGAGUACACCAUGCGGGAAAACGCGGCAUUGGAAGAAAUAGUACACCGCCUGGCAACCAAGAUCCAACAAAGCCCUUACAAAUCUCUGGCAGAGGUGUUCCGCUGCUUCAUCUGUAUGGAGAAGUUGCGGGAUGCUCAUCUUUGCCCCCACUGUUCCAAGCUUUGCUGCUACUUGUGUAUCAGAAGAUGGUUGACAGAACAGAGAUCACAGUGCCCGCACUGUAGAGCCUCCUUACAUCUCCAUGAGCUGGUCAACUGUCGUUGGGUUGAGGAGGUAACUCAGCAACUUGACACCCUCCAGGCAGCAGCUACUGGUUCCAGUAGGGAUGACUGUUCUUCAGACAGAGACAGAUGUUCACUGCAUGAAGAGAAACUAUCUGUCUAUUGUUGGACAUGUUUACGAUGCAUCUGUCACCAGUGUGCUCUCUGGGGUGGUACCCACUCAAACCAUACAUUCAAACCCCUUGAAGAAGUUUACCUGCAGCAUAUGACCCAGAUUAAGGAAGAACUUUCUGGGCUUCGGCGACGCUUAAUGGAACUUCUGUCGUUGAUGCAAGAUGUUGAUCGAAAUGUUGAGUCCGUGCGGAACGCAAAAGAUGAGCGAGUCCGAGAGAUUAGAAACGCUGUAGAGUUGAUGGUAGCUCGCUUGGACACGCAACUGAAGGCUAAACUGGUGAGCUUGAUCAGCCAUAAAACUCUGCUAAGCUCCGAGAUAGAGAAUGUAGAAUCUGUCCUGCAAGAAGUUGAUGCUGCUCUGCAAAGUAAGACACGUUCGGAACUGAUUAGUAGUUCAACUGAGCUAUCCCGCAUGAUUCACCAAAUCAGGAAGAAACCGAUGUCCUCUUUCGUUAUCCCCACAGUUCCUUCAGAUUUCUUCAGUGAAAUAGUUCCUGCCUACGAGUCAAGUACGUUUGUAAUGCAAGAAUUCUCCCAGUUGCAGCACAAGGCCGACCCAGUUUACUCUCAAUCACUUCAUGUGAAUGGACUCUGCUGGAGGUUAAAAGUAUACCCAGAUGGAAACGGUGUCGUCAGGGGCAGUUACCUCUCAGUGUUUUUGGAAUUGACUGCUGGUCUCCCUGAUUCUUCCAAAUAUGAAUACAGAGUGGAAAUGAUUCAUCAGGGCACAAGACAAACCAAUAAAAACAUUGUUCGAGAGUUCGCUUCUGAUUUUGAAGUUGGUGAAUGCUGGGGAUACAAUAGGUUUUUCAGGAUCGAUCUGCUUGCUAGUGAGGGUUAUCUUAAUACAGAAAAUGAUACACUUAUACUUAGGUUUCAGGUUAGACCGCCAACAUUUUUCCAAAAGUGUCGAGACCAACAGUGGUACAUAAAUCACUUGGAGAGGAUUCAAUCCCAGUAUUUAGAUGAAAUUAGUAAUCUGAAGCAGAAACUUGGUACUGCAAAAUGUUUUAUGUUGGACACCGCACGCUGUGUUAAUUCCUUGGCAGAAUCAUCUCCAGGAAUUGCUGAUCUCAUCCCAGUUGCUGCUUCUCAGGGUAAUACUCCUCAUAUUCCUGAGCGCAGUACCAACCCAAGUUCCAAUAAUGGAGGAAGUGGUGAAGGACACUCAUUAUUGGCAACUUCUAAUCCUACUCAAUCUCCUGCCAUACUAUGUGCCAAGAACAUCACUUCAGCAACUACUGCGAAUAAAAGGCCUCAUUCUAAUAUAGGCCAGUCGAACCCUGAAAAUCAAGCUGGGGUUGUCAACCUGACAGACACUGAGGAUAGUGAUGGAGAUGAAGAAACUCAAAAUGUUAACAGUGUUAACUGUCUUCAUCACAUAGAAGAUGGCAAUAGCAAUGACGAAAAUGAUGUCGAUGAAGAAACAGCAUCAGGAGAUAAUGAUAUUGAGUUUUCAUUGAUGGCCCGAGAGAGACCUGACAACAAUAUAGGUGAUAUAGCACUUCAGAGUCUUGAAGAUGAAAUUAUGUUAAUGAGAUUAUUUGAUAUUCAAGAUACCAAUGGUAUUUUCCUUGAAACUGUCCGUUCUUCACGAGCUCAAAGAGACUCAGCUACGGAAUCAGUGAAUGUGGAUAAUAUAAAUGCUAGUGAUAUCAUAGAAGCAGAUGCAGAACCAACUUUGUCAACUUCAAAUAGUGAUCACCUAUUUUGGCUUCUCCCUGAGAAUACUAGAAAGACAUUUUUCGAUGAUAUGCUUGAUGAAUCACAAAGAGCUAGUGGAAAUGAUCACCUUUCAAGGCCAGAAAUUGGCCUAAGGUGGUCGCCUGCAAGGCAUGGGCAAACUGCUCGGAAUUCAACUUCUCCUCUGUCCCUUAGGCGCAUGCAGGUCCAUAGAGAGAACUUUGAAAAUCUUCUCCGCCAGCUUUCAUUUAGUCCUAUUCGAAAUGUCCCAUCAUAUGGUGCUGAAGGUGGCAGUUCUUCUAUUAAUGCUACUCCAACUGCUGGUACAUCUGGAGUCAACCAAAAUCAGAGCCCAAAGAAAAUGAAGUGUAAAGGACGCCAGGUUGGUGAAAAGAAAAAACUGGAUAAAGAUUUUUUUCCUCUUCCAAAGAAUGAUGGUUCGCCAGAUGGUAGAGGGGCCAACUCAAUUUGAAAAAUAAAAUAAAUAAAUGUAUUAUUAGCUUCAGUUAGUAUGUUCAAUAGAAUCAAAUUUUAAAUUAGGUACUAAAUUUUUCAUUUUUAUUCAUUAAGGUUGCCCCAGUAUUAACUUCACGUAUGUUUAUCAAGAUGAAAAAUUACACAAUCUAUGAAUUGUAUUUUCAUACUGACUAGAGUUUAGUUAUAAUCCAUUAUUAUGUUUAUUAAUGACUGAUUAAGUAUAAUAAAUGAUUUCUGUGAUUUAGUUUAAAUUCAUCUUAUGUUUUUAAUUUCAUUAAUUUGAUGUGAUUCGAUUUUAUAUUUAUUUUUAGUUGGCAUUCCUUUAUUUUGUGAUUUUUAUUAUUUUUUAUUUUUUUGUUAUUGCUGUUUGUUAAGUUUUUAUAUUAUCAAUUAGUUUAUUAGGACCUAUAUCAUAGUAGUCAACAAUGUAGACAACAAUUGUUUUGAAUUAUUUUCUGAAAUACUUUUUUGUGAAAAAUGUGAUAUUGUAUUGCCUAUUUGUUUACGUCUGUUGUAUACUGCUUAUUAACAAAUGUCGCUAGACAUUAAAAACUAAUAUUUUUUAAAAUAUAUUUGUUGUGUAAUUUCCUAAAUAAAAUUAUAUGUAUAAUUAAUUUGAUUUUCAAGUACCUUAAAAUAUCUACGAUGUUUCAUGAUUUUGUUUUUAUGUUUAAAUUUGUUUAUUUUUCAUUGUGAAGCUUUGAUCUAGAAAGUCAAUUUGUCUUUGCUCAUUAGCAAUUUUAAACACAGUUAUAAAAUUCAUAAUUUUUGAGUUAUAGUUUUAUGUUCCUUAUUGUCUUUUAGUGGACAUAGUCUGCACUUAGUUUGUGUGUUUGUUCUAAACUAUUAAUACUCCAUGGCCAGUGUCCUUUAUGCAUACUGUUCUUUGAGAUCAUGUUGAUCUUAGUUAUUCAAACAUAAUAAUAAUAACAAUAAUAAUUGUUAUUAAUAGUUAUAUUUGAAAAAGAAAAAAUAUUUUGUUAGAUUUUUAGUUUUCUUAAAACUUAUUUUACACACAAAAUUUCCUAGUAUUCUGGGAACAACCAAUUUUGUGAAACUAAUUUUCAGCACUUAAGUCUUAUUUAUCCAAAUUUACUAAGAAAUGAUGAGUUGUAUGUGUCUCUAAAUUUAUAAUAAAAUCUUUUUUAUUAAUUUAUGAUUUUUAUUUUUUGAAAAGCUGCUUCC